Messenger RNA from Malassezia restricta, 2928 nucleotides. RefSeq names its product 26S proteasome regulatory subunit N2. The transcript has a single exon. NCBI's taxonomy places the organism in Eukaryota, Fungi, Basidiomycota, Malasseziomycetes, Malasseziales, Malasseziaceae. Gene Ontology annotation, molecular function: enzyme regulator activity. The record is from RefSeq and is a predicted model, not a curated record. Gene Ontology annotation, cellular component: proteasome complex; proteasome storage granule; nucleus. The coding region runs from base 1 to 2928 and encodes 975 amino acids. Gene Ontology annotation, biological process: regulation of protein catabolic process; proteasome-mediated ubiquitin-dependent protein catabolic process.
AUGGCGGCCCCAUUAACGUCUGUGGCCGGUAUGAUGGCCCUCCUAGAUGAAAAAGACGUCAAGUUGCAGGAGUAUGCGCUGCAGAAGCUCAACACGCUUGUGGACCGUUUUUGGGCCGAGCUGGCUGAUUCGCUGGCACGUUUGGAAGAACUGUAUGAAGACGAGGCUUUCCAACAACGACACCUAGCAGCACUAGUCGUUUCCAAGAUUUACUUUUACCUCGGAGAGUUUGAUGAGGCUCUAAGCUUUGCGCUAGGGGCCGAGUCUUUAUUCGACGUGGACCAGCGCAACGAAUACGUUGAAACUUUGGUGUCCAAGGCGAUUGAUCAGUACGUGGUGCAGCGCAGCACACCUGGUUCGCCUGAAAUAAACGCCAACAUCACUUCUAUCAUCAACAAAAUGAUCACACGGUGCAUUGAAGACCGCCAAUACCACCAAGUUUUGGGUAUAGCCCUCGAGGCUCAACGCCUCGAUGUGAUCGAACAUGUGUUUAGCACGACGCAAGACAAGACAUUGCUCACAUAUGUUCUGGAGAUGGCCAUGGGCGUUGUGAAUGCAGUAGAGGUGCGUCGUCAGGUACUGCAAUUGCUAGUGAAGCUCUUCCUAUCCCUGGACGAACCUGACUACUUUUCGACGGCUCAGUGCUACGUGUACUUGAACGAGCCACAGCCGACAUCCGAACUGCUGCGUACGCUGCUCCAGCGCUCUGAUAAGGAUGAUCGUGCUGUGCUUGUUGCAUACCAAACCGCGUUCGACCUUGUCGAGAGCGCAACGCAAGACUUUUUGCAUCAUGUUCGCUCUGAGCUAGAAAAGAUGAAGUUUGACCAAGAAGCUCCAAAGCAGCAAGUUAUUUCGAUCUUGAGUGGUACAGAGACCAUCCGCUUGUAUCGAGACUUUUUGCACGACGCAAACAACGCAGAUUUGAUGAUUCUCAAAAACACCAAGGAUGCCUUGGAUGCCCACUACAGUGCAUACCAUUCGGCUGUCAGCCUGUCCAAUGCUUUCAUGCUUGCAGGAACAGGCAGUGAUCAGUUUUUGCGCGAGAACCUCGAUUGGCUUGCCAAGGCCUCCAAUUGGAGUAAGUUUACUGCUACGGCUGCGCUGGGUGUCCUGCAUCGCGGCAGUCUAACAGAAGGCCUAGACAUUCUUCGCCCCUAUCUCCCGCCUGAAAACAAUGCACCAUCCAGCAGCGUGUACUCAGAGGGCGGAAGUUUGUUUGCCCUGGGUCUGAUCCACACCAAUCAUGGUGAGCCGAUCCUUGAGCUGCUGACCAAGACACUUCGUACCAACACAGCCGAAGUUGUUCAACAUGGUGCAGCGCUGGGUUUGGGUGCAGCCGGCAUGGCUACCGAAAAUGAAGAGGUGUACGAAGAGCUGCGUACGGUGCUUUUCUCGGACUCGGCUGUGAGCGGUGAGGCAGCUGGUUAUGCGAUGGGACUAGUGUACCUCGGCACAGGCUCAGCGCAGGCUACGGAAGAAAUGUUACAAUAUGCUCAAGAGACGCAGCACGAAAAGAUCAUCCGUGGUCUGGCGAUUGGUAUUGCUCUACUGCACUAUGGCCGUGAAUCGGCAGCGUCGGAAACAAUUGACGCCUUGCUUACCCACAAGGAUGCGACACUGCGCUACGGUGGUGUGUAUACCAUGGCUCUUGCGUAUGCUGGCACAGGACACCAUGCAUCAGUUAGUCGGUUGUUGCAUUUGGCCGUGUCAGAUGGCAGUGACGAUGUACGUCGAGCCUCCGUCAUCGCGAUCGGUUUCCUCUUUUUCCGUUCGCCCGAACAUGUCCCUGAGCUCGUGGAGUUACUAAGCGAGAGUUACAACCCGCAUCUGCGCUAUGGCGCGGCGAUGGCCCUGGGUCUCGCUUGUGCUGGCACAGGUCUGGAUUCGGCAAUCGACUUGCUCGAGCCCUUGACCAAGGACACGGUUGACUACGUGCGUCAGGCUGCCUGCAUGGCGCUCGCUAUGAUCUUGAUUCAGCAAAAUGAACAGCUGAACCCACGUGUGCAGGUAGCUCGCACAACGUUCGACAAGAUUAUUUCGGAUCGGCACGAGGAGGCCAUGGCCAAGUUCGGUGCCUCUAUUGCUCAGGGUCUGAUUGAUGCAGGUGGCCGAAAUGCGACAAUUGGACUGCGUGGUCGUGGUGGUAGUUCCAACACGUCUGCUAUCGUUGGUAUGGCUCUGUUUACGCAGUACUGGUACUGGUUCCCGAUGGCGCAUUUUGCCUCGUUAGCUUUUACGCCAACAGCCAUGAUCGGUGUGACGAAGUCGCUCGAGCUCCCUGCACUCGAAUUUGUGUCGCACGCUCCUCCAAGCUUGUUUGCGUACCCGCCGCACCUGCAGGGUCCGAGCGAGAAGAAGCCUGAGAAGGUCGAGACGGCCGUGCUGAGCACAACGGCCAAGUCGCAAGCUCGUCAACGCACCAAAGAGAAGAAGAAGGCGGCUGCUGAUUCGAUGGACACAGAUGAGGCAUUGAAGCCGGAGGAAGAGGAGCCUGUUCAAGACAAACCACAAGAAACAGCUAAGGAACAACCGAAAGAGGAGCACCUGCCGAAUGGAUCGCGAGUGACGCCCUUCCAGCUGAAGUACGUGACGCUGCCACCUGAAGCGCGAUACACGGCCCUGCGUCCAUUGGCCAAGCAGACUCUGCACGACCUCAGUUCGGCGCGUGAAUUGGAUAUGUCGGCUACGGCGAGUCGGGGUGGUAUCUUAAUGUUGUACGACCGAGACCCAUCUGCGCCAUUUGUGCCUGCUAAACCCAAGCCUAAAGAGGACGAGGCCAUGGACCAUGAAGCAGCAGCUAAAGCUCUGGCUGCCACGUCAGACGACGACAACAAUAAGGCACAGACAAGUGUGAAGCGCGACGAUGACAACGAAAAGCAAGAAGCGCCGUCUACACAAGAUGUUGAGAUGGACGAGCAGGCCCAUUAA